Lotus japonicus is the source of this 3575-nucleotide messenger RNA. RefSeq lists its product as uncharacterized. Gene Ontology annotation, molecular function: protein binding. Bases 301 to 1443 code for a protein of 380 amino acids. NCBI's taxonomy places the organism in Eukaryota, Viridiplantae, Streptophyta, Magnoliopsida, Fabales, Fabaceae. The record is from RefSeq and is a predicted model, not a curated record. The transcript is spliced from 7 exons.
AAUAAUAAUUAACUACUAAAAUAUAGGGUGUUACACAAUCUUUAUGACUCAACGGCAAAUCCGGACCGUUCAAUUAUUAUUUAUUAUCUUACAAAAUUUUGAGGCAAAAUGCAGGGCUUAAAAAUCCACUUGCUGUCAAAAAAAAAAAAUCCACGUUAUCCAAACAAAUAUCUCAUUCACUGACUCACUUUGAUUCCUCUCCUUCUCCAUCAUCAUCUUCAACCACCCAUCGUUCGUUCCUCACACUGUAAUGGUUGUUUCAUCAUCACAUCAUCGAUUCAGGACCACAUUACUACUGCUAUGACUCUCAACUUGUCCACUCCUUUCUUCUCCUCUCGUUUACUUCCGCAUCCUCACUAUUCUUCUUCUUCUGUUCUCACCAAAUUCUCUCCAACCUGCCCCAACAACAACGCUCCUUUCCCCACUCUCUCCUUCCUCGCUUUCACACUUCCCUUCCCGCCGAGACCCCUCAACGCAAAAUCCUCCGUCAGCGAGAGCCGGAAUGAAACCUCCUCAGACGACACCGUUUCCGGCUCCGACCAAUUCGACCGGCAACUUCUGCAACGAAUUGCUGUCACCGCUAAAGACGCCGACGAGGCCUUGCAGAUGAUCGCCGACAACGCUGCUGCAACCUCAGAAGGUGGUGUCGUUUCCACCUCUGAUUGUUGCUCCAUUAUAUCCGCCGCUCUUAGCCGGAAUAAUCCCCAGCUUGCUUUGUCCGUUUUCUACGCCAUGUGGAUCAGUUUUCAUCAAGUUGGCGAGAAUGGCUCUAUAGUUGAGAGGUGGAAGUGGCCGAGGCCCAAUGCGCAUGUUUACACAGUGUUGGUUCAGGGUUUGGCUGUGUCCUUGAGAGUUCCGGAUGCUCUUACGGUGAUUAAGUAUAUCUGUGAGGUGGGCGUGUCUCCUGGUGAGGAGGUCCCUUUUGGGAUAGCUAGUUGUAGGAUAGCUGUUGCUGUUGCCCAGUCACAGCAGGGUAUUCAGGAAUUCUUCACUCGUGAUCAUGAUAGGAACAGCAGCAGCUACAGUCGUCGUCUGGUAAUUAUCACUAGCUUGAGCUUCCUGGCAGCUGCUACGGUGAUAGCUGCUUCUGUGGCAACUGCUGCUGGUGCAAUUCGUGAGCCGGAGACUCUAUCCAACAUACCCCAAACACUAUCUUCUGGUGACUGCAAGAAACCUAAGAUACAAAAACCCAAGUCAAGGAAAGCUGAGUCCUGCACAGUUAAGUGUGUCAACACUUGUAUCCGAGGCGGCGAAGGAGAAGGCCCUCUUAACAUUAGAAGGCCUCUGGUUGUUUUCAAACAAGGUUUUCGAUCUCGUCAAUACUGGAACAGAGGAUUAUAUUUUAGAAUAAUUAUACAAGCGCUGGUUUUCGACAGCCAGCCUCUCCUAGUUCUGAAAUUUGAGAGUCCAGACCUCUCCCACCAUAACAAAACUUCUGAAUGAUCCCUCAUAGGGUACAACUCCCUAUUUAUAACCAUUUCUAAUCUGUUUAUUAAAAUAUAACUGCUAUAAGACAGAAAACACAACUGACUACUAAUUAUUAACUUCCAACUGCCACAAAACUAAUUACUAAAUAAUAACUUCCUAACUGCUACUGUUCAUGCAGUUUCCUAUCAUAUUGGUCCUUGAAUUAAAAUUUUCAAUUAAAUUCAUUCCUUAACUUAUUGACAUGUGAGGUUUUGGUCUCUCAAGUCAUUUGACUGAUCAUAUGACAUGGUGAAAUAUAGGUUUCGAGUGAUGUUAAUUUUAUUCAGGAACCAAUAUCAAUAAUCAAUAAUUCUUACUAAAAAACAUUCAUUCUUCAUAAUCACAUAUUAUCUUCAUCCUUAAUCAUGUUCAUCGGGAUCCUAAAAAUUCAUUAGAAACUCAGUAGUUUCUCAUUAAAUCCAGAAAUCAACCCAGAAAUUCAUCUAUUACAAAAAACCCAGCCCCCCUUUCAAAGCCACAAUCACCAUCAACCGCCACCCCCAACCUCACAAAAACCUAGAAAUCAAUAAAUUCAAACCCUUAGAUAAAUAAUCAAAGAAUUCGAAGAACACAGUGAAAAAUAAACCAGUUCCAAAAAUUUUCUUCUUCUUCCACCUUUGCUCACCUCCACCACCCAUGCAAACAAAGAUUUGAAAAAAAUCUACACUUCCUCCUUGAGGAUAGCAUCAUUGGUACACCAGACACCACUUGAAAGGUUGACCCCAUAAAUGUGAUUCAUCUUCCCUCUAAUAACUGUUUGAGCAUGGAAAAUUGCAAUGUUCUUAUCCCAAAAUUUAACCCAUUUCUCUGAGUUUCUAGAACCAAAGAAUUUCUCCAAGGUUAGAACUUCAUUCUUCUUAUUCUCAAGGUCUUGAAGCUGUCAAGGCAAAGUAAGGGAUUGAAUGAAAGCUAUUGUAAUUGCCACGCUCAUCUUCCGUGAAAGAUAUUCCCAAAAAAAUUCUUAUUAAAUUCCAAAGAGUCCACUCUGACUUCCUCAAGAGCCCUAGCCACAUCGAGUUCACCCUGCUGCCACGCCCUCCUAACUACCUCUGGAUAAAGAGGAUGAUCCAUCCAAUGUGCUUCAAACUGAAAUAGUCUGUUAGCUCUAGCCCCUUGCUUCCUCCCACACCUGAUAAGCAUGGGACUAUGAUCAUAAUGGCCUCAAGCUAGCACCUCCACUGAACCCUCUAGAAAAGUGAGUCUCAUGUCUACUCGAGGCCAAAAGAACCAACAUCCAACAAGUGGCACUCUUGGAAAUUACGAACAAAAGCAUUGGCUCUCGACUGACUGAAAAAACCACCUUUCUGCUCUGAAAUAGUACCAAUAUCAUGUCCUUAUCCAGUCAUUUAUCUUAUCCUGCUCUUAUUCUAUUCUGACCACCAAACGGACCCUAAAAUUCAUUGCUAAUUAAUAGCCGGGAACAUUCACAUUAGAAGAAGAUACUCCCAAAAUAACUGCCAAGCCAUAAUGAGACUGCAUUCACCCCAGAACAUGACCAAGAAAUCGAACUAAUAUUAAUUUUAAGAGUCACAACCUGAGGAUGAGAAUCCACUUAGGAGACUUGACUCCACAUCAAACUUGAAAAUAGCCAAGAUAUCCCAAGUACGAGCCUCUACAACAGCCACUUCAAUGUAGCCAAUCUUUUGCCAAAACUCUUUGGACGGUGUUACGGUGGUAAGGAACAUGUGUCUAAAAAAAAACAAAUAUUUCAGAUAGCCGAAAAUUCUAAAAUAGGAUUGAAUAAUUUGUGUGUUUCGUCAUGAAAACUAAACAGAGAUGAAAGACCCACUCGGCACCCUAGCACCGAAGAUGAACAAACCAUAUCCUUUGCAACAUUAUUGAAAUUCUCCUUCAUUCUUCUACUUUCUUCUUGCAACAUUCAAGUUUGGUGGAAUGUUCAGAUAUCUGUAAUUUGAUAGGCGAUGCUGACGAUGGACCUUAAAUUUAUUUUGUUGCUGGUAUUAAUUAAUAAUUAAUUGUUACAAAGAGGUUGACCUUCAAAAGUAGUUGAAUUUUUUUUUUUCGUUUAAUAUGUCUUUUGUAUUCAUGUAAUAAUUGAGUUAGAAAAAGUACUUGCCGAGAAAUCGAUGAAUCCCUUUAUGUAGUUA